UUAUGGCAUUUGUAAACAUAACAUCGGACAAAGAUUUGAAUGCAAAUAUUGAUGAAAAGUAUUUUGUUAAUGACAAACGUGUAGUUGUAAUGGCAGAUACGUUGUGGGAAGAUAAAGAAGUGCGGUUUGAUGUUCCACUUUCCCAGCUGAAGAUGAAGGCGGGCGAGGCCGUGCUGGACCGCCUGGAGCCCAUCGAGGACACCAAGGGCAACGGCGGGGACAAGGGCCGUCUGGUCGUCUCCAACCUGAGGGUCAUCUGGCACUCGCUCGCUCUGCCCCGGAUCAACUUGUCUGUUGGGUUCAACACGAUUGUGAACGUGUCCACCAAAACAGUUAAUUCUCAAUUGCGAGGCACUACAGACGCCCUUCAUAUCUUGACGAAGAGUAACAACACGAGGUUCGAGUUCAUUUUCACGAACCUGGUUGUCGGUAGCCUCCGCCACUUCACGUCCGUCAUGGAAGUCCACAAGGCGUACAACUCGUCGCGGAUGUACCGGGAGCUGAAGCUGCGGGGUGCCAUCGUGCACAACAAGCAGCUGAAGAUGCUGCCCCUGGAGCAGGUGUACAAGACGGUGACCGGGGUGUGGAACCUGUCCAGCGACCAGGGAAAUCUUGGGACAUUCUUCCUCACGAACGUUCGUUUAGUCUGGUUCGCGGACAUGAAUGAAAGCUUCAACAUAUCUCUGCCUUACUUGCAGAUGAAAAAUGUGCGCGUGAGGGAGUCCAAGUUCGGCACGGCGCUGGUGGUGGAGAGCGCGGACUGCAGCGGGGGCUACGUCCUGGGGUUCCGCAUCGACCCCGCGGAGAGGCUCCAGCUCGCCUACAAGGAGCUGUCGUCCCUGCACAGCGUGUACACCCGCGCCCCUGUGUUCGGGGUGCAGUACGCCCAGCGGGACCAGGUCUCCGACGCGCGGCCGGACGAGCCGAGCGACGUGGAGGACGAGGGGGGCGAGCCGGGAGAGGGGGAAGUGUCCGGGGCGCUCGCCGCCUACCUGGCGGACGGGGGCCAGCAGGAGCCGGGCCCGGGCCGAGAGCCGCUCUACGACCCCGGCCUGGGGCUCGCCGUGGAGCGCCUCAAGGACGGCUUCACCCUGCGCGACCUCUGGGAGGUCAUCCCCGGCGCGUGACCUGCCUCACUGUGAACAAAUGCACCCUGCACAUCAUCUGGAUCUCUGGCGCGAGCAUAGUUCCACAUCCACCGAGCAGGCCACACAGCACGUCAAUCACUAGCGACACUUGGCAGACCGGACACUACGACGUUAGGAGGAUCUGGUUUGCGAAGAUGUGUUGAUGCGCACACAUGACAUUCUUC
This is a messenger RNA of Bacillus rossius redtenbacheri, 1312 nucleotides long. It is a transcript of the gene BBS5, whose product is annotated as Bardet-Biedl syndrome 5 protein homolog. The transcript has 10 exons. Gene Ontology annotation, molecular function: phosphatidylinositol-3-phosphate binding. The record is from RefSeq and is a predicted model, not a curated record. Gene Ontology annotation, cellular component: BBSome; ciliary basal body. The coding region runs from base 3 to 1127 and encodes 374 amino acids. Lineage: Eukaryota; Metazoa; Arthropoda; Insecta; Phasmatodea; Bacillidae. Gene Ontology annotation, biological process: cilium assembly; intracellular transport.